Molecule: messenger RNA, 780 nt
Organism: Rasamsonia emersonii CBS 393.64
Lineage: Eukaryota; Fungi; Ascomycota; Eurotiomycetes; Eurotiales; Trichocomaceae
Exons: 5
Coding region: 1-780 (259 amino acids)
Source: RefSeq, a predicted model, not a curated record
AUGGCUACGGAGCCGGGAGCGUUGCCUUGGAGCCCAAAUGCGACCUGUAAUGCCACUAGCAGCAAAGGAGGGCAGGGGUUUUCGCUUUGGGUCUCCCAACACGAUUCACGGGUGAGCGUAUCGUUCGUAUUGGUUCCCGGUUUGCGUUUUCUGGGUCAGCCCAUUCCAGGUAACCCUACGUCGAUGAUCCAGGCUGGAGCGGCUGUCUCAUAUCAACACGUCAACCUCGUGGCAGCUCCUGACUGGGAUGUUGGCCAAGCAGCUGAACGGUUCAACGGCGCCUGGGAACAAUGCCCUGUCAGGCUUGUCAUGCCUGCCGCGCCUGUCAGUUCCGGGUGCCCCCAUCGACUACUCCAUAAUGCGCGGGGGGAUCGCGGCUUCGUGUGCGAUGUUGAAGAUCACUGCGAGCACGGUACACCAGGCGAGCCGGGCCGGCAUCUGGGCUGGCUAAUUUCCACGCCUGAGACCCUGAAUAGGACCCUGAAUAGGACCCUGGUAGAGCGUGGCUUGGACCGGAAAAAACAGCCGUCAAACCGGUGGCCUAAUAAUUACCCAGAGCUAUUCCGUACAGAGAUUGAGGCCACUUUCACGGCAUCUGUCAAGCCUGCCACAAGCAGCAGGACACAGAUAUCGACCGCUUUCCCGAUCCCUGCACAGCUAGACACUAUUCCAUCCAUACAUAUCAGAAACCUAAAUAUAAUUUAUCUUCCCGGUAUACCCGUAAACUCCGUCCACUGCCCUACCGACGUGAAGGCAGAUUUUUGGGGAAUUAUAUUGUGA